Alternaria burnsii is the source of this 2823-nucleotide messenger RNA. Its product is annotated as salicylate hydroxylase. The coding region runs from base 1 to 2823 and encodes 940 amino acids. The record is from RefSeq and is a predicted model, not a curated record. The transcript has 3 exons. Gene Ontology annotation, biological process: secondary metabolite biosynthetic process. Gene Ontology annotation, molecular function: monooxygenase activity; FAD binding. Lineage: Eukaryota; Fungi; Ascomycota; Dothideomycetes; Pleosporales; Pleosporaceae.
AUGUCUGUUAAUACCAGUCAUCUCGUGCUGCCGCGCCCAGGUACAACAAAUACACCAAAAUUGCCUAUUAGAGGUCCUUCAGAAUCAUUUUUCACAUCUACCUUUGGCGCCUUGCUCCCACCGGCGCGACACCUUGAAACUGCCAAUGGAAAAGCGGCGUACUACUCGAUACCACCAUCGGCGCCUACAGAGAGUGCACGAACAAUCGAUCGCGUACUCCUGAUCCAUGGUGUACAGACCCCAGCCAUAGGAAUGCUACCUCUGGCACGUGCACUGCACGAUACAUUCUCACACACGCAUUUCGUGUUGGUCGAUCUCUGGGGUCACGGCUUAAGUGAUACACCCGUCAUUCCACACGAAGCGGCUUUGUUCCACGGCCUGAUUGACGCGCUACUCGAUCAUUUACAAUGGUCUACCGCACAUCUCAUUGGCUUCUCCUUCGGCGGCUCAUUAACAGUCGGAUACACUGCAUCGCGACCAUCUCGUGUGAGCAGCUUCACGCUUGUUGCCCCAGCGGGACUUAUUCGCAUUGAUGCUUUCCCAACAGAAGACCAACACCACCUGAUGCACGGUGUUGACGAAGUCGAGGUGCGAAAGGUUAUUCUACGAUUCCUGGAAGGCGGAGAAUUGAUAGUACCGGAUGACUGGCGAGAAAGAGUUGGAAGAGUCAUCAUGUUUGACGACGACACACCAUCACGUCUCUCCUCGCCCGGGCGUUCAGGCAGUGAUCGUCCGUAUAUUGUACGCGCACGACGCCCGCAAGCACGGGAAAUGCCUGAACAAGCCAUAAAAAAAGACUCUUCAAUAGCCAGUCCGCCAGAAUAUUGUUGGAUACUCAUACUGAAAGGCGGUGAAAAGCUUAGGGCUCACUUGGCAGAGUUCAACGCGAUAGCCAAGGCUGCCGCAUCUACCGACCUUCAAAACCUCCACUUGGCAAUUGGGGCGCAGUAUUUGCGCUUCCUUCCCAAAUUUGACGACAUUCGGUACGAUGAAACGACCGACGUUGGCGAAUAUCUGCCUAUCAUGGUGCAAGUUGGCACCUACAACACUCCUGCUAAGCCAAAGAAAAAGGGCCUCAAACCGGAGCAAGUAUUGGAAGUGUGGGUCUACCAUACACUUUCACAAAAGCCUACCGAGGAAGAUCCAGCACCUAUCUCUCUGAUCGAGCUCGUCGCCUUCAACAAGGACCAACAGCACGUGCCCGAUGUACCCGGACUGAACCAAGACGACCCCUGGGCCACGAAAAAACAGCUGGUCAACCUCCUCCAACCCUUCGUAGGCAUUCGCAACGAAACAGAACUUCGUUGCUUGGUGUGCUACUGUCUUCUUCUUGCUGCCGCCGAGAACCACUUCUAUUUUGACGGACUCUCUAUAUCUAGAGAACUAGGUUUCACAGGUGUACUGGUCGAACUCUGCAAGAGGGCAUGGGAAGAUGAGAGAUUCCAAGCCUUUGAAAAGACAGGCGUAUUGCCAGACAAAAGCAAUUUGUGGGAUGGAGUUCCUAAGUUGGACGUGCAGAAGGGAAGAGAUGCUGAGCAGUAUUCAACGUCGGAGAGUGAGGGUGAAGAUAGAAUUCCGGCAGUCAUGCCCGAAGGCGCAGGCUUCGCGGGCAUUGCAGCAGCGAUAGAAUGUGACCGAAAAGGCCACUCAGUCCUCCUUCUCGAGAAAGCUGCAGAUGUAGAGGAGAUAACGCGAUUCGGGGAUAUCAUCUCAUUCGAUCCGAACGGUGCGCGCAACUUCGAGCGCUGGCCUGGCGUCAUCGAGGCAAUGAAGAAAGUUGCACGGAAAACAACGUGGCUGGACCUGUACCACUGGAAAGGGGAGUUUGUUACAAGACAAAGUUUUGACGCCGAGAAGGAGUGGGGACCCAGAAUCAAUGGGCAUAGAGGGGAAUUGUACAGUAUCAUCCAUCAGCAUGCUGUCGACCGGGGCGUAGAAAUCAGAUGGGGUCAGCGUGUGACUGACUACUUCGAGGAUGAGGAAAGAGCUGGUGUUGUUGUUAACGGGAAGCGUGUGUUUGCUGACGUAGUCAUCGCAGCCGAAGGGGUGCGCUCGCGUGGCCGCAAGAUUGUGCUUGGAUUUGACGAUAAACCUAAGAGCUCGGGAUAUGCUGUAUAUCGCUCUUGGUUUUCUGGCGACGCAAUCAAAGACAACCCUAUGUUGAAGCAUCUUGUAGAGAGGGACAGUCACUCUGGUUUCAUUGGCCCAGAUCUCCACUUCCUGGUUUCGUCGCUCAAGGACGGCAAAGAGUUUAAUUGGGUGUUUACUCACGUAGACGACGGCAAUAUCGAAGAGAGCUGGCAGUUUCCCGGGAGAGUAGAGGAUUGUCUAAAGUAUGUCGAAGGAUGGGCGCCGAUAGUACAAGAGAUCGUGAGAUCGACACCAAAAGGCGCACGUCUCAUCGAUCACAAACUCGUCUUCCGCGACCCAUUACCGACUUUUAUUUCCCCAAAACAACGCAUCGCUUUGAUUGGAGAUGCAGCGCAUCCAUUCCUUCCAACAUCCAUCCAAGGAGCCAGUCAAUCCAUUGAAGACGGUGUCGUCCUAGCUGCAUGUCUCGAACUCGCUGGCAAGGAAAGCAUCCCACUAGCCGUAUGUACAUUCGAGAAGAUCCGUUACGAAAGAGUACACAAGGCGCAGGCGACAGGAGUGACGACGCGUGAGCGAUGGCACAAAGCCGACUGGGAUGAAAUCGCUAAAAAGCCAGAGUCGAUUCACCUAGCACGCGAGGCAUGGUUGCUGAACUUUGAUGCAGAAAAAGACUGCUACGACAGGUUCCAAGUAGUCGCCAAAGACUUGCGGGGUGCACAAGCACGGUUGUAA